Molecule: messenger RNA, 579 nt
Organism: Angiostrongylus costaricensis
Lineage: Eukaryota; Metazoa; Nematoda; Chromadorea; Rhabditida; Metastrongylidae
Source: the annotation of a GenBank genome assembly
GAGAUGCGCCAUGCAUUCUACUUUAUUAAGCAUCGGUUGGAGGUGAUUGAAUUGUCACGCAGCGGUAUCAUCACACUCUACAAGCGAUUUCUAUCGUUGGCGACACAUCGUGACAAAACCACGAACGAGCACUUCCUCACUGAGAUCGACUUCCAGAGCAUCGCUGAACUGCAACAGAAUCCGCUCGGUCAACGUAUUAUUGACGCAUUUUUUGCUGACGCCAAUGUGGUGGAGAGAAGAAAAGUCUACUUUCGAGAUUUCGUCAAAGUCCUAAGUCGUUUCCGUCCGAUCAAUAGGAAUAAACCGCAUCCAUGGAAUAGUCGCGAAGCAAAGCUGCGUUUUGCGUUCACGAUGUACGAUUUGAACAAGAGUGGUACGAUAACAAAGGAUGAAUUUAAGGACAUUUUGAAGAUGAUGAUUGGUGCGAAUGUUCCCGAAGAUCAAGUGAAUUCGAUAGCCGAUCGUACGAUGAGAGAAGCAGAUAGGGACGGUGAUGGAUGCAUCACAUUCACCGAAUUUUGCCAUGCUAUGGAAAAAACCGACAUUGAGCAAAAGAUGUCGUUCAGAUUUCUGACGUAG